UACAGUACCAAUGAGGUGAUUGGACUGACGAUGAAGUCUAUUGUAACGUGCUAGAAUUAAAUGGCCGACAACGCGGAUACGUAAAUUCGCACGCGUUUUGGCAGUUCCAGCAAUAAUUGUGCCUGAGUUUUUGUAAUAAUGGAUUACUCCAAGUUUAAAGUGUCUCAGCUGAAGAAGGAGUUGAAGAAACGUGGUCUUCGAGUCACGGGACUGAAACAAGAAAUGAUCAAUCGUCUGAAAGAGACAGACCAGAUGUUCCAGCAGAACAACCUGACCCCCGGUAUUGGGGAACUCAUCAAGGGACCCCGGCAAUCCCAGGCCCAGACACCCAGCCCUCUGGAGUCGGAGGACCACCAUGAGAUACGGGAACAGCAUCGCUUAGAGCGAGAGGAGAGAGCCAGGAUCACUCUGCUGAGGAAGCCACUGACAACGCUCAUGUACUUCUUACUAGAGAUGUGGGUCAUACUGGUUGGGUGGUGUCACAGAUCUGGUACUGUUUACAUUGAGAUAUGCGGAAAAACAGAGAACAUAAAAAAAUUCUUGCAUGUGGUGUCUUUGUAAAAGUAUGUGCAACGCUUGCGGAAACAAGCAGUGUGGUGCCUGUAUUGGAUAGGCCUUGGUAUCCUGUCUUCAGUGGGAUUGGGAACCGGACUUCACACAUUUUUGCUGUAUCUGGGUCCUCAUAUAGCAUCAGUAACCUUGGCUGCCUUCGAGUGUCAAUCUGUGGAUUUCCCUGAGCCACCCUACCCAGACGAAAUUGUGUGUCCAAAUGAUGAUGUAAGCACAUAUCCCAUGACAAUAUGGAGUGUCAUAAGCAAAGUAAGGUUGGAGGCUUUUAUGUGGGGUGCUGGCACAGCAAUAGGUGAAUUGCCACCGUAUUUCAUGGCAAAGGCUGCUCGGUUAUCAGGGUAUGAACCAGACAAUGAAGAUUAUGAAGAAUUUGAAGCUAUUAUGGAACAUAUGUCUGAAGAUCCACAGCAGCAGGACUUUGCUACCCGUUUAAAGCUUGGUAUUCAAAGACUCGUACAACGUGUUGGAUUCUUUGGCAUCUUAGCGUGUGCUUCAAUUCCAAACCCAUUAUUUGACUUGGCUGGUAUCACCUGCGGUCAUUUCCUUGUUCCAUUCUGGACAUUCUUUGGGGCAACUCUCAUCGGAAAGGCAGUUAUCAAGAUGCAUAUACAGAAACUGUUCGUCAUUUUGACAUUCAGUGAGCAUCAUGUUGAAGCUUUAGUUGACUUACUUGGUAAGAUUCCUAAACUAGGACCCCCACUACAAGCUCCAUUCAGAGACUAUCUGGAGAAACAGAAGCAGAAACUGCAUCACAAACCAGGCCAGGCAGUGGCUCAGGGGGCUAACUGGCUGUCCUGGAUUUUUGAGAAGGUGAUCAUCAUUAUGGUUGUGUACUUCGUCAUUUCCAUCGUCAACUCCCUCGCGCAGAGGUACGCAAAGCGGUUACACGACAAGAAACGUGAGCUGCACAACCACGUACAUACACAAUGACAGCCAGGAAAAGCCAUCUUUAAGAUUUAAUUUUAGCUGUGAGCUCAUUUUCAGGCAAUGCCGUCAUCUUCACAAGAGAGGGACCUUACACUGUAAAUCUUAAUUUUGAAGCAAUUUUCGAGUUAACUGUUUUCCGUCGUGUCAAGUCAUGUUUAUUACUUCCCCUAAUGUUUGCCCAUUUCAUCACACUGCUGUGUUGCUGCAUAGUAGUUAAAGAAAUAUACUUUGAGUCAUAAUACAUACAGAAUGUAUGUGAAUCAUUUUAUGAUUCUUAAUAGAAUUCUUUUUCAGUCGGAAAUUAAUUUUCAUUCCAAGCCAGUGGCAAGGGGCUAGCACAUUUAAUGUGGUGUGCUUUAAAUUUCCGCAACUGUCCACUAUGUGGCGUAUUUUUUUGUAUCUGUGGCAUCCCUUUGAUGGAAACCCUCCUUGUGUGUAUACAAGUUACUGUACAUUUGGCACAGGUCCCAUUGAGCAAGUGUGAGCGAAUUUCUGUAAAACGCACAGUGUUCUUUAUGUUAAAUCUAAUCAGAGAAAGGCGGCAGUAUUUCACAUAUUGCCACAAAAGCACUGAUUGCCACACCGAUGGUGACUACUGACUGGUUGGUUGACCAAUGAAAACACGGGUGCCUUUGAUUUGUAUGCAGUAGGUGGAGUUAUCUUAUGGCCUUUUGCACAUGGCUGUUAGGUAAGGUGUAAUUGAAUGCAGGUCCUGGAGUAAUAUCCAUGUCUUCAACUAGCUCCUGAUGUAUGCAGGUAUUGUUGCCAGUGUUGUCUGAAUACAUGCCGUGUUGGUAAUGGAAUAUAUGUACAGAACAAGAUCUGAUAUUGAAAUGCCCCAUGGGUCACAUCUAAAUUAUCAUUUCAUUUUGCUAUUGAAGACCCCUUCAUGUGCAGAGUUUUUCGUCUGAGGGUCAAAGUUCGGCCAGCCUGACCAAUAGGAGUGUUGUGAACUUGAAUUCUCCACCAGUUACACAUGUAUAAUCAAGUUGCUGUCACCAUUCGUUCAUUUUGUUAUUCCUUUAAUACCAAAUUAAAUCUCAACAGAUGUUACUGACCUUUGAAGCUCACAGGAUGUAGGUAUUUAUAACUCAACUGUAUUGUGUGCAUAUUGACUAGAAAUGGGCCCAAAGUCAGUGUAGCCAAGUACUAGUGUUACAAGUCCAUAUUUAUUUCAUUGCUCGCUACAAGCUGCCCUUUUCCAGUGCCAAAACUGGGUUUCUAGAAACCACUGAAAUGUACAUGCAGUGCUCUUUGACAUUUUGAGUGCAGCUCCACAUGGGACUUAGUGAUAGUUCAUUGCCUGAUGCAGACUUCAUGCUACUGGCCUUUCAUCAAGGAAGCCAACGUAAAGGCAAGUCCAUACUUGGGGUGAUUGCAAAGCACUUACAGCAAAAUUCCCCUAGUUGAAAUGUAUUCAACUGUUCCAAAUUAGCUGCUUAAAUAUUUGAUAUGAUGUCGCAAUUUUGCAGUCAUGUGUUUGUUUUCAUGCCAAGUAUGAACUGGUCUUAACUGUACUUCAACUAGUCAAGACAAAGAAACAACAUUCAGAAUAAAGUGUUCGGUGUCACCAUCAAAUGUAGUCGUAGCCUUUAUAUCAUUUGGUUUUUUUUUAUUUGUAAGUGAAAGAAUUCCAGCAUUGAGGUUUGAAUAUGUUUGGUCGUUUAUUGUUAAAAGUGCUUAGCAUUUGACCACCAGACUGAUUGCAGCUGCAGGCUUGUAUAAUCAUUUCAUAUCUAUGUGUACUGAUUUGUAUCUUCACUUUGAAUUUUAGUUAAUGGAUGAAUGAAUUGUGUACAAUUUGACUGAAGGGACAAUUCAUGGUGAUGGUUACCGUGUUGCACACAAGUGUAUAACUGUUCACAAUAAAAUGAUUUAAUAGUUACAAAAGUUUAAUUGAUAUCAGCAGUUUAGUUGCUGAGGUUAAGUUUAUGAAAAUCUCUCGUUAAACUCUGGAGUUUGUAAAUUUCUGUGAUUUACUGCUGGAAAGGUUUUUCUCCCAUAGAAUUUCAAGGGCUGAAGAAGCACAUUUCUGAGGAAUUAUGGUUUUGUUUAAUGUACUCAGGAACUUCACAAAAGAUGCUGUGCUGUAGGAAUAGUGUCUGUUCCUGGCCAAAGAUCCCUGUGUGACAGCCAGCGACAGAGUCUGUUGGAGGUGUGCAGAAAUUAAAGCCAUGUACCAGUCAGUGGUGCAAGGGAGGGUCCUUGCUAUUAGAAAAUGCCCAGUGUGCUACUAAAUGGAAGAAAUGGCAAAAAUGUAUCCUCCAGUGAUCCAGCUGGCAAGUUUAAAUAAUAGCCAAAGUUUUCUCUAUAUGCACAUAUUUGCAGCCACCUAGCUUUUUCGUUCUAAAGUACAACUUUUUCUCACCAGUUGCUCACGAUUUAUAGCCUACAUUUGUAAAUUUUAUUUGCCAACUGGUGACAAUGGAACUCUGCUUUCCUCUACGUUCCAGUGAAAAACUUCUGGUUGCACUGCUGGGUCUGUGACCACCUUGUCACUGCAUUGAGCAAUAAGGAUACAGAACAGUGACAUCGCUUCAGGCAGAAAUUUGUGCCAUUUCAGUCUGCAUUUUUUUUUCACUUCCUGUGACUUGGUUUUCAUUUCACAUUUGUUGUAAUUGCACUUAUUCAAGUUGAAAUGUAUUGCCAUUAUGUAGAAUAUAUAUGAUCAUCUAAAGUUACUGUUCACGGGUUACAGAUACUUGAGUUUGUGUUUGUUUGUAAGGGUCCAUUGGUACCAUAUGUUUUGGGGCAGUUUGUGUUAAUUAUUCAAUAAUUUUGGUGUUUCUGAAGCAGUGAAACUUGUAGUGAAACAAUUUGUUUUGCAGGUUGAGCUCUAUUAACUGUGUUAGGUAUUGACAGACUGGCAGCAUUUCUUUAUCAAGUCGACUUGACCUGUACACAGCUGCUUUGCUGAUUAAGCAAGAGAUUAUGAACCUUUUCACCCCCCCCCUAAAAGGAUCCAGCUGUCUGUGUUUAACAAUGGUGAAACUAUUGCAGCAAUAGGUUGGUGGUGGUUGGUGCUCCUACCUGCUGUCCUAUGUCAGGGCACCGGUAAUCGCUAAUCUCUGCCAUAACAUUGUGAAAAUAAACAAAUUGUACAUUUGUUUACAGUGCGUAAAAUUUGUGGCAGAAAUUGGGAGGAUGGGGAAGGUGGGGGUUACUUUUACCACUGUGGACAUUUGAAAGUGGGGGGGUGGACCUGCUGACAUCAUAUGACACUAUAGAGGAGGUGCUGUUCAGGAUACAGAUGUACAUCUGUCAUAUGUUUUAUAUUCCUGCAGAAUUUUAUAUUAGAAAGGCACAUGUAAUGCUUUUCAGAUUUUUUUCUUUUUAGUGCUGUUGGAUACAUGUAGGUUGUCGGUAACUCAGAAAAAUUUAACAAUCCACCUUGGUGUGCUUUUCUCACAAUGUAAAAGUGGGGAGGGGAUGAUUUAAUAGCCCAUCCCCCUGGUCAAAAGGUGGCAGGAUACACCCCCCCCCCAAUUUACACCAGUGAUUUCUGUUCAACAAUACAUGCACCAUGAAUGAAUGUCCAGUUGAGGGAGAAAAAAACUGAUAUAAAUGGGAAACCCAUAAAACAGUUCAAAGUGAAUGUAAUCAUGAUAAAUGCGAAGAAGUAUCCAUUUUUUUCCUAAAAA
Molecule: messenger RNA, 5138 nt
Organism: Acanthaster planci (crown-of-thorns starfish)
Lineage: Eukaryota; Metazoa; Echinodermata; Asteroidea; Valvatida; Acanthasteridae
Gene: vmp1
Product: vacuole membrane protein 1
Biological process (GO): poly(A)+ mRNA export from nucleus
Cellular component (GO): nucleus
Source: RefSeq, a predicted model, not a curated record